Molecule: messenger RNA, 1974 nt
Organism: Lacerta agilis (Sand lizard)
Lineage: Eukaryota; Metazoa; Chordata; Lepidosauria; Squamata; Lacertidae
Gene: BIVM
Product: basic, immunoglobulin-like variable motif containing
Exons: 10
Coding region: 162-1673 (503 amino acids)
Biological process (GO): nucleotide-excision repair
Cellular component (GO): nucleus
Molecular function (GO): DNA endonuclease activity; single-stranded DNA binding
Source: RefSeq, a predicted model, not a curated record
CCGCUGCUGGUGCUGAUGCGAGUCAUGGCCGCCGCCAAGCAGACAAUUUGAAAUUAUCUCGUGAAUCUGGAGGAAGCGAUGUAGGCAGCAUCUGAGUUGGAAAGGAGCUCGCAGCUCACUGUGCUUUUAUUACCUUGGGAAAAGCUUUGUAUAUUCAUUCAAUGCCUAACAUUGCAGACUCUCAGCUAGAGAGUAGUUCUGGAGAAAAUGAACAUGGACCUGGAAGAACAGCUUCAGAAGUGAAUCUUCAUGGUACUGUGAAACCGUUCUGUGCUGCCGGUGCCUCCGUUGCCUCUCUUGGAUCUAGUGGGGACAGGCAUUAUCCGUGGGGAUGCCCCGUCACUCACACCCGAGAAAAGUUUUACACUAUCUGUUCAGACUAUGCUUUCUUAAACCAGGUAACAUCCGCUCGCAAAAGCCCAAGUGCUACAGUUAGUGCCUGCCUACAAGACAACACUGCCUUAAAUGUUAGGAACAAUUCGCCCGGUUUCAUUGGCAUCCGGACUGGUGCAUCAGACAUAGUUUACAAUGAAGAUACUCACUUGGAAAGUUUGUCCGAUAGUCUUGGAAAGCUCCCAUUGGCGUGGGAAAUUGAUAAGUCUGAAUUCAGUGAUACAUCCCCAGAACUGAAGAAUCGAGCAGGCAACAUAAAGAAGCAAGGAACCAAGAAGAUGUCUGUAGAAAAGAAGAGUAAACAAUACAGAGAAUGUCCGCAACAUUAUGCUCUUGAAGAAAUAAAACAACGGAAAGUGUUAGAUCUCCGAAGAUGGUACUGUAUAAGUCGCCCUCAAUAUAAGACUUCGUGUGGGAUUUCCUCAUUAGUCUCUUGCUGGAAUUUCCUCUAUAGCACAAUGGGAGCUGGAAACUUACCUCCUAUUACUCAAGAAGAGGCUUUGCAUAUAUUGGGAUUUCAACCUCCUUUCGAGGAAAUUAGAUUUGGGCCGUUUACUGGAAAUACAACAUUAAUGAGGUGGUUCAGACAAAUUAACGACCAUUUCCAUGUAAAAGGAUGCUCAUAUUUUCUCUAUAAACCUCACGGGAAGUAUAAGACAGCUGGGGAGACUGCUUCGGGGGCUUUGACCAAGCUAACUGAAGGACUGCGAGAUGAAUCUGUGGCCUACAUUUAUCAUUGCCAAAAUCAUUAUUUUUGCCCCAUUGGAUUUGAAGCCACCCCAAUAAAACCUAGCAAGGCAUACAAAGGGCGCCUGUUGCAGCAAGAUGUGGAACACUGGAUACUCAUCGGAGAGCCAAGCAGAAAACACCCAACUAUUCACUGCAAAAAGUGGGCAGAUAUUGUAACUGACUUGAACACACAAAAUCCUGAGUAUCUAGAUAUCCGGCACUUGGAAAGGGGACUUCAGUAUCGGAAGACAAAGAAGGUAGGAGGAAAUCUGCAUUGCAUCAUUGCUCUCCAGAGGCUUAGCUGGCAAAGGUUUGGCCCCUGGAACUUCCCAUUUGGAAAUUCUAGACAAGACUUGCAACCCCCGUCACAGACGCCGGGUAUCGCCAAGUCUGAGAGCGAAGACAAUAUUUCUAAGAAGCAGCAUGGGCGCCUGGGUAGAUCUUUCAGUGCUAGCUUCCACCAGGAAUCUGUCUGGAAGAAGUUGUCUCACCUUCAUGAAAGGCGGAAUAGCGGCUUUCAGAGUUACACAGAUUAUGACGGGAAUGACUAAAAAGAACUGCUUGUGCAACUGGUGUCCUGUAAAGUAUUCCGUAAGACAGGUUUAAAGUACAUUAUGCACAUAGUAGAGAGAGGGUGUAAAUUUCAGUGCAACAUGCAACCUUAGCAAUGUUUGCUGCAUUAAACCUGUGAAUGUCAGGGAUGCCGAGAAACACUAGCUCAAAGAUAAGCACAGAAUAUUGUACACUUUACAAUCCAGUAUAAUCAGCAAUUGACCUGCGUUUCUGACCAUGAAAUCGGAAGGAAAAAAAAUCAAGAUCAAAGCCAUUGCGGGGAGGGUGGGGGGCCCUGGG